Telopea speciosissima is the source of this 1267-nucleotide messenger RNA. RefSeq lists its product as uncharacterized. The transcript has 7 exons. The coding region runs from base 41 to 1267 and encodes 408 amino acids. NCBI's taxonomy places the organism in Eukaryota, Viridiplantae, Streptophyta, Magnoliopsida, Proteales, Proteaceae. The record is from RefSeq and is a predicted model, not a curated record.
AGUCCAUUAAGGCAUAUGAGCAGUGGGAAGAAGGGUAAGCAUGAAAGGGGAGGUUUGGGGUUUGAUGGGUCUAAGAGAGAUCUCCCUACUGAUCACUGCAACAUCAUUCUUGUUUCUCCUGUUGCCUAGUUAUGGUGUAGAAGGAGAGAUGGCUACUUUAUCCAGAGAAGAAGAUUUGGAACUGGACAUACAACUCAAACUUCUCAACAAGCCUGCCAUGAAAAGUAUUCAGACUGUACAUGGCGAGAUUUUCGAUUGUGUUCAUAUCAAUAAGCAGCCUGCAUUUGAUCAUCCAUUGCUUAAGAAUCAUACAAUCCAGAUGAGACCAAGUUUGUUCCCAAAAGGGAUGAUACAUGGAGCUUCAUUAUCAAGGGUUAGGCAUCCACAGAUUAAGCUACACAGUGGGGGUUGCCCGCGAGGAACAGUCCCUAUCAAGAGGACUACAAAGGAAGAUCUUAUAAGGGCUAGAAUGAUCUCCAUGAAAACUAGUACUUCUAGUUCUCAGCUUCAUUCACUUAAUUACCCAGGUUAUCAUAGAGCAGGAAUAACAACAACAGGAGACAAUGUGUAUUAUGGGGCUAAAGCACACAUCAUUGUUUACAAUCCACCAGUUUCAGGCCUUCAAUAUUCUCAAGCUUUGAUGUGGAUCUAUAAUGAUGCUCCCAACCAUGACAAUUGUAUUCAAGUAGGAUGGAUGGUGGAUCCAUUAAUUUUCGGGGACAAGGCAACUCGAAUGUAUGCACGAUGGACAGUACAGGGAUCAGGUUGUUGGAAUACUUUCUGCCCAGGUUUUGUUCAAGUUAAUCCAGUUACUCCAGUUGGAAGCAUCAUAGAUCCAGUUUCUACCUAUAAUGGUUCCCAGUAUGAAAUAAUACCCAUUGUGUUUCAGGACCGACUGACUGGAAAUUGGUGGCUAUCAUAUAAUGCACGCAACAUAGUUGGAUAUUGGCCCAAGGCCUUAUUUAAUAGUUUAGAUAGCUUUGCAACUGGAAUAGCUUGGGGUGGAUCAACUUACAAGCCCAUGAAUGAACCUAAUAGCCCACCUAUGGGAAGUGGACAUUUCCCAGAUGAAGGUUUUGGGCGUGCAAGCUUCAUGGGAGGCAUUCAAGUUGUGGAUGAGAAUGGCAGUUUUGUGGCUUUAAAUGAAUCUAUCAUUGCAAAUUAUACAGAUAAAACAAAUUGCUACAAGGUGGGUCUCAACAGUAUGGACCAAUUUGGAUCUUAUUCGUUUUAUUAUGGAGGCCCAGGUGGCUACUGUGGUUACUGA